Molecule: messenger RNA, 2805 nt
Organism: Olea europaea var. sylvestris
Lineage: Eukaryota; Viridiplantae; Streptophyta; Magnoliopsida; Lamiales; Oleaceae
Product: phosphatidylinositol 4-phosphate 5-kinase 8-like
Exons: 8
Coding region: 280-1983 (567 amino acids)
Biological process (GO): phosphatidylinositol metabolic process
Molecular function (GO): phosphatidylinositol kinase activity
Source: RefSeq, a predicted model, not a curated record
UUUCUUGAAGCAGAGGUUUAACGGUAUUGAAAUAUUUAUCACAGAGCAAAAAAAAAAAAGGAAGCACAAGAAAUUAAUAUCGAAAUUUUGACGUGCAAAUUUUCAGAUUGUAUUUGUUUUGAACUGUUCGCUGAGAAUUUCUAGGGUAUUCCUUGACGUUUUUUCAAAACUGUCGGAACAGUUUCUCAGUUGACAGGUCUUUUGUGGAAUCUGGAGUUAAUUCUGCGGUCACCUAAAGACGCAGAAUGAACAUGGUAUUUAGUUUAUAAUCUUUUUGUUAUGGAGACUGAUGAAAGGAGUUGUGAGAAAGUCUUCUCAAAUGGAGAUAUAUAUCUUGGUAAUUUCAAGGGAAUGCUUCCGCAUGGAAAUGGUAAAUAUACUUGGUCAGAUGGAACAAUUUAUGAUGGUGACUGGGAAGAAGGGAAAAUGACAGGGAAAGGCAAGAUAGUUUGGUCGUCUAAGGCUACCUAUGAGGGUGAUAUUGCUGGGAGUUACCUCCAUGGUUUUGGAACUUUUACUGCUUCUGAUGGGUCCAUAUACAGAGGUUCUUGGAAUAUGAAUUCUCAGCAUGGCAUUGGAAGGAAGCAAUAUCAGAACUCAGACAUUUAUGACGGUUGUUGGAGAGAAGGAGUACGUGAAGGCGGUGGUAGGUAUGCAUGGAGCAAUGGAUACUUAUAUAUUGGAAAUUGGAAGAAAGGGAAAAUGUCUGGUAGAGGUGUUAUGAGAUGGUCCAAUGGUGAUCUUUUUGAUGGCUUCUGGUUGAAUGGGUUAAGACACGGUUCAGGCUUCUAUAGAUUCGCUGAUGGAAGCUAUUAUUUUGGGACAUGGACCAAAGGGCUGAAGGAUGGACGUGGAAUAUUCUAUCUUGCUGGAAGUAAGCAUCUAAGUGAGCAUAAUCUUGAGGGACUGGAAGACAAGAAGACAAAGAUGCUAUCACAUAGUUCAUCAUUAGAUUCGGAGGAAUCUGUAAUACCUAGUGUGAAGCAUAGUCUUUCUGAUAAAAUUUCGCAUAGUUUCCUAAGAGGUUCAGGACGCAUGUCACAUAAAACUAUAUCCCUGGAUGCUGAUUGGGGCUGUACUGAUCCUACUAGAAAAAUUACAUCAUCCUUAUCUUGCAGCUUGAGAGAUAGUCGAAGUGAGUUACAAGAUAACAGUGCUGUGGCUUAUGAGAGGGAAUAUAUGCAAGGAGUCCUUAUUAAGGAAAGAACUAGAAAUAUAUCCAAACUAUCCCGUAAAAACAAGCAUCAUCUCAAAUUUGCAAAAGAGGUCCAAAGGAGCUCAUUUGUGAACUUUUUUGAAAGCCACAGGAGCUAUUAUCUAAUGCUUAGCUUGCAGCUUGGUAUCAGGUACACUGUAGGCAGGAUCACACCCGUUCCUAUGCGCGAAGUGAGACCAUCUGAUUUUGGAGAGCACGCCAGAAUAAGAAUGUAUUUUCCAAGUAACGGUUCCCAGUUGACUCCUCCGCACAAUUCAGUUGACUUUUUCUGGAAGGACUACUGUCCUAUGGUCUUCAUGAAUUUGAGAGAGAUGUUCAAGUUGAAUGCUGCAGACUAUAUGAUGUCCAUCUGUAGUGAUGAUGGACUGAAAGAACUAUCUUCUCCAGGGAAAAGUGGAAGCCUUUUCUAUCUUUCUAAUGAUGAUAAAUUUGUGAUUAAGACAUUGAAAAAGUUUGAGCUGAAGGCUCUAAUCAAGAUGCUGCCGCACUACUAUAAACACGUACAAGAGCACGAGAAUACUCUUAUAACCAAAUUCUUUGGGGUGCACAGGAUAGCACUAAAACAUGGGAAAAAGGUUCGCUUUGUAGUCAUGGGAAAUAUGUUUUGCACAGAAUUACGCAUUCAUCAUCGUUAUGAUUUGAAGGGUUCAUCUCAAGGGAGAUCUACAAAGAAAGACGAGAUUGAUGAGAGCACCACACUGAAAGAUCUUGACUUGACAUAUGAGUUUCAUAUGGACAGAUCAUUGCGCGAGUCACUUUUUAGGUAAGUUCUUUUUCCUUGUCAAUUUCCACAUUGGUUCUAGACUCUUAAUUCAGUUGCAGCAACUAAAGUGAAAAAAUUGAUUUUAAAUUGUUCGGUUGUUCCAUGCACUCGGUACUAGCAAAUCAAGUUUUCUCAGUAGGUAGUCAUGCAUUUGUUAAAUUGUUUUCUAAUAUGACUAAUACAAAUAAUUAUAGAAUUCUUUAGCUUGGCUGAGAAUAAACUCUGAAUACUAGGGAUCUAUCAACCCAAAGAGCUGAUUUGUUGGUUUAUUGUGAUACAAUAUUAAUUUAAAAGAUUACCUAAUUAAGAUUGCAUAAGCAUAAACAAUUAUUCUUAAAGUUUCUUGAACCUUAUAUUUGAUUCUCACAAUGUGCUAAACUAUUUCAAACCUAAAAAAUUAGCCACUUAUUAUUUAAAUGGUGAUCAAACAUUUAAAUAAACCAUAAGAAUAUGAUAACAAUUAAUCCACAAAAAUCAUACUAAAAAAUAUUCUUUGAAUUAAAAUGGUAAAUCAAAGGUUUACAUCAUCAUCCUAACACUUAACAAGUUUUGUCUAGCUUGCUAAUGAUGCAAUUACAACAAAAAAUUUGAAUAAUCAUCACCCGAAAAAUAUAAUUGCAAGAAGAUGAAAGAGAAUAAAUUUUGACUCCUGUGAAUUCCUUCAAACGAAUCUUCAAUUGAUUCCGGAUUCUCUCUUGCUUUUGUUCUCCAAUUCCAGCUUUAAGUCUUCAAUCUCUUGAUGUUUUAUGCCUUGGUACUCUUCCUAGCCGCCUUCUCUAAAAUCCCUACGUUAUAGAAUGAAGAAUGUCAAAUUUCUUACCAAAAG